Ricinus communis (castor bean) is the source of this 2421-nucleotide messenger RNA. RefSeq names its product pentatricopeptide repeat-containing protein At1g26460, mitochondrial. Gene Ontology annotation, molecular function: protein binding. The transcript has 7 exons. The coding region runs from base 124 to 1983 and encodes 619 amino acids. The record is from RefSeq and is a predicted model, not a curated record. Lineage: Eukaryota; Viridiplantae; Streptophyta; Magnoliopsida; Malpighiales; Euphorbiaceae.
GCAUUUUCGGAUAAUACCCAUCAUCACUUCAAAAAAUUACCAUUUCCUCCCUGAAUCAAACAUGAUCCACGAAGCAUAAACCCUAGAAAUCAGAGAAGAAGCUCACUCCAGUGAAGCUCAUCAAUGGCGUCUCAGAUAGCAAUCCUCACACGAACAAAAGCUCUAAUAAAAACCCUCAAUCACAACCCAAUCAAAUCCAUCUCCACCUUUACUUUCCUCUCUCAAGAACCAGAACUCGCCACCUAUCCAACCCACUCGGAUCCCAAUCCCACCACCGUCACUCCUCUCCCUCCAAAUCCAGCCUCCGGCAGCCCACUGUACCAUGAAAAUUGGCGUAACCCUACCCUAAUGCAAAAUCCUGAUGCAUUAAUCCCAUUCGGUAUUCUCCACCAGCCACCAACAGCUCGAUUCCAAUCAAUGUCACAAACCCUGGACUUGAAUUCUUUAUUAAACCUGUUUGCCGAUUGGAUGACGUCUCAGCGUUGGUCUGAUAUGAAGCAGUUGUUUGAGUUUUGGAUAAGAUCGCUUGAUCAGAAUGGGAAACCUAACAAACCUGAUGUUAAUUUGUUUAAUCAUUAUUUAAGGGCUAAUUUAAUGACGAAUGCUACUGCCGUUGAUUUGCUUGAUUUACUUGCUCAAAUGGAGGACUAUGCUGUUUUGCCUAAUACAGCUUCCUUUAACUUGGUUCUUAAAGCCAUGUUUCAAGCUAGAGAAACUGCAGCCGCUGAGAAGUUGCUUCAAAGGAUGGAGCUGACAGGGAAUGAAUCUCAGCCUGAUGAUGAGUCUUAUGAUUUGGUUAUCGGUAUGUUGUUUUCAACGAAUCAAAUUGAUGCUGCUUUGAAAUAUAUUGAUAAGACUCUGAAGAAUGGGCAUACGUUAUCAAUGAGAGUAUUUACUGAAUGUGUGAAGAGUUGUGUUAACAAAGGUAGACUGGAUACAUUGGUGUCAAUUAUUGAGAAAUGCAAGAAAGUGGAUCAGAACAAAGCUCUCUCUCCAACUUGGAACAUGUGCUAUUAUAUUGCUGAAGUUGCAAUGCAAGAGGAUAAUAGCAAGUUAGCUUAUUACGCACUAGAAUUUAUGGCGAAAUGGAUUGCACGGGGUGAGAAUGCCAGGCCUGCUAUUCUACUUUCUGUAGAUGAAGGACUGGUUGUGUCGGCGCUGGGAACUGCUGGCAGGACCUACAGCUCUACUCUCUUGGAUGCAUCAUGGGCAAUUCUCCGCCGUUCAUUACGUGAUAAGAAGGCUCCUAGUCCGGAAUCUUAUCUUGGGAGAAUAUAUGCUUGUGCAUCAUUGGGGAACCUACAGAAGGCUUUUACCACUCUGCGCGAAUAUGAGUCCGCUUAUGACAGUUCUGAAAAAGAAGCAGAAGAAGAACUGUUCUCUCCAUUUACUUCUUUAAAUCCAUUGGUUGUGGCAUGCUCCAAGAAGGGUUUUGAGACUUUGGAUACGGUAUACUUUCAGCUGGAAAAUCUGAGUCGUGCAGAGCGACCGUACAAGUCUGUUGCUGCUCUUAAUUGUAUAAUUUUAGGUUGUGCAAAUAUAUGGGACAUUGACCGGGCCUACCAAACUUUUGAGGCAAUUGGGUCUUCUUUUGAGUUGACCCCAAAUAUUCAUUCGUACAAUGCUCUAAUCUAUGCCUUUGGAAGGCUCAAGAAGACAUUUGAGGCCGCAAGGGUGUUUGAACACUUGGUAAGCCUGGGGAUCAAACCCAAUGCUACAACGUAUUUAUUGCUUGUUGAUGCUCAUCUCAUCAACCGAGAUGUGAAAACUGCUCUCUCUGUGAUUGAGGAGAUGAUGUCUGCGGGAUUUACCCCCUCAAAGGAGACAUUGAAGAAGGUUAGAAGGCGCUGUGUCCGUGAGAUGGACUAUGACAGUGAUGAUCGUGUGGGCUCGGUGGCUAAAAAUUGUAAAAUUCGAAUGGGUACAGAGAAUCGCAGGGAAAUACUGUUCAAUCUUGAGUACAGCACUGAUUAUGCAGUAUAGGUCGCUUACCGUUCUUCUUGGCAAUCUCAGUUUGGGCAAUUCACAUAUUACUGUGCUCCAUUCUAGAACAGAAAAGCCAUUCAUGCUUGUAAUUACUUGGCUGUACCCAAUUUUGGAUUUUUGCAGCAUGAGUCGCAGGAUCAUGACCUCCUGUAGCCAUAUGUUUCUUUCACAUAAAAAUUGUUUUGAUGAAAACUGUAAGGGUAUUAAAUGUUGAUCAGAAACAAAUUCUGAUAGUGACAAAUAAAUGUAGGACAAUCUUGGUUAUUUUAUUAGGGUAGAAAUUUUCUGUUAGGUGGCUUAGAUGUGUCGACUCUCACUCUCACUCACUCUUACUCUCCUUCUCAUGUGGAAUAUUUCUGCUCCCUGUAAAUGUUAUAUGGAAAUUAAUUUUGGUUUCCAAGGAAUUUGUUUUGGAUAUUUGUUAGUUUCUCUGAA